Molecule: messenger RNA, 2267 nt
Organism: Xyrauchen texanus (razorback sucker)
Lineage: Eukaryota; Metazoa; Chordata; Actinopteri; Cypriniformes; Catostomidae
Product: cartilage matrix protein-like
Exons: 8
Coding region: 108-1568 (486 amino acids)
Molecular function (GO): calcium ion binding
Source: RefSeq, a predicted model, not a curated record
UCUGUGUACAUGUGUGCGAGUUGAUAACCUGAUCAUUUCUCUCUCUGUGAAUCAGUCUACGUCUGGUUGUCGAGCUGAUCAUUAGGAUUCAAACACUGCAUUACAGCAUGAUGUUGCUGGGGUUUGUGAUGGUACUAUGCAUCCUGGGAACUCAAGCCACCAUGGAUCCGGGAAAUGCUGCUGUCAUGGCAGCAAACUUGUGUAACACUAAGCCCACUGAUGUAGUGUUCCUCAUUGAUAGCUCUCGGAGUGUUCGCCCCUCUGAGUUUGAGCAGAUCAAGGUCUUCCUGGCCAAGGUGAUUAACGGUCUGAAGGUUGGCCCUGAUGCUAUACGUGUGGGUGUCGUGAACUACGCCAGUAAGGUGAAAAACGAGGUCUCUCUGAAGUCCUACAAAACCAAGGCAGGACUGGUUAAGGCAGUGUCCAAGAUUGAACCACUCUCCACGGGUACCAUGACUGGCCUCGCCAUCAAGUUCGCCAUAAACGUGGCCUUCAGUGAAGCCGAGGGAGCACGCAAAUCCCCUGGCAUCAGUAAGGUGGCAAUCAUCGUGACCGAUGGUCGGCCGCAGGACAAUGUACAUGACAUUGCAGCAAGGGCACGCGAGUCUGGCAUUGAGCUAUUUGCCAUUGGAGUGGGCCGCGUGGACAUGACUUCACUCAGGCAGAUGGCCAGUGACCCUCUGGAUGAUCACAUAGACUACGUGGAGAGUUACAGCCUCAUUGAGAAGCUCACCAAGAAAUUCCAGGAGGCCUUCUGUCCGGACCCAUGUGCGACAGGCGAUUAUGACUGUGAGCACAUUUGCAUCAGCACACCUGGAUCUUUCAAGUGUGCCUGCAGAGAUGGCCACACACUCAUGAAGGAUGGCCGAUCAUGCAGCGCUUGCAGUAAUGCAACCAUAGAUGUUGUCUUUGUGAUUGAUGGCUCUAAAAGUGUGAGACCAGAGAACUUUGAGCUGGUGAAGAAAUGGAUCAACCUGAUUGUAGACAAGUUGGACGUGUCAGAGACUAAUGCCCACGUGGGGCUGGUGCAGUAUUCCAGUACAGUGAGGCAGGAGUUCCCUCUGGGACGCUACAACAACAAAAAGGAUCUGAAAGAAGCUGUUAAAAGGAUGGUCUAUAUGGAGGGUGGAACCAUGACUGGCCUUGCCCUAAAUUCUAUGGCAAAUAACAGCUUCGGUCCUAACCAGGGUGCCAGACCUGGAGUGACAAAAGUCGGCAUUGUCUUCACUGAUGGCAGGUCACAAGACGACGUUAGAGAUGCAGCCAAGAAGUGCAAGGAGAAUGGAUUUAAGAUGUAUGCUGUGGGAGUUGGAAAUGCUGUUGAGCAUCAGCUGAGAGAGAUUGCUUCUGAACCCGUCACUGAUCAUUUCUUCUACACCGCUGACUUCAAGACCAUAAACCAAAUUGCCAAGAAGCUGCAAAUUGAUGUUUGUCCAGAGGAGGAUCCCUGUGAAUGUAAUACCGUUGUCAAGUUCCAGAAAAAAGUGGAGGAGGCAGUACAGGCAUUAACAAAGAAAUUGGAAGCUGUGACAAAAAGGAUCGCUGCCCUGGAGAACAAGAUUGUUUGAGAAGACACCAGCAUCUAAAUCUUACACUGCCGCCCACUCUCUUGUAAAGUUGCCUCCUGUGACCUCUGAUCCCUAUGCUUAUGUUCCAUUCCUCCACUCCAUUUCUGUCUGCUCUCUCUGCCUUCAUCACUAUCGUCCAUGGGAAUGGAGCACUGAUUAUCAUGGUGGCCAUGGUUUACCGGUCUACACUUGAUCUGAAUUAUGGUCACCCCAAAAUGGAAGGUGUUGGUUUUCAAACAGCCAUCCCACCUAACAAGACCCUGUGUGCAUUACAUUUGAAGCCAAUGUGAAAUCUGCAUACUUGAGUAAAAGUCAACAUCAUGGUGUGUAUGUGCACUAAGAGUCUUUACAUACAACCUGCAUAUACAAGUCUUCCCUGUGGGGAGAUUGUGCGUAUAUUAUAUACAGUGGAGUUUUCACUCUUUGCUUUUCCUCAUUCUGACUCUCUCAAACCUUUCCUUUCUAAAUUUACACUUUAUGCCCAUACAAAAGCUUAUAAAAGUGAGAAAAAAAUUAUUUUAUAUGGAAUAUAUAUAUAAAGGUAAUUUAAUAUAAGAUUGAAAUGCAUUUGUGAAUGCUUGUUUAUUUUCUAAAAUACAGCAUUCCAUGAAGUAACGGAGCACACACACAACCAUGCAGACACACAUAAGAAAAAGGCAAACAUUUACUCAUUCAGAUACAGCUUGUGAUGAUUCAAUA